AUGCGCUGUGAAAAAUGCCGAACCAAGGCCUUGAAGAUCGCUGCAGCUGCACACGGUGUGAGCAAAGUGUCGAUCCAAGGAGCAGACAAAGAUCAUAUUGAGGUGAUUGGAGAUGGGGUUGACUCUGUUUGCUUGACCAGUUUGUUAAGGAAGAAGCUUGGCUUCGCCACCAUUGUCAAAGUUGAGGAAGUGAAAGAAGCUAAAGCUGAUAAGAAAGAGGAAAAGCCAACCGGUCCUCCAUGCUGUGUUCAAUAUUGUCCUCCAGGCUGUGUUCACUAUUGUCCUCCAGUGUACUAUGAACUGGUUCAUGAAUAUCCAGAACCAGUCCAAUGCUCUAUCAUGUAA
This is a messenger RNA of Prunus armeniaca (apricot), 345 nucleotides long. Lineage: Eukaryota; Viridiplantae; Streptophyta; Magnoliopsida; Rosales; Rosaceae. The record is from the annotation of a GenBank genome assembly.